AUGCCUCACAGAGCGACUUACUUCUUCCCGAGGCAAUUCCCGGAUCGGCAGUCACCUCUCGAUGCGACGUCGUCGAAGAAGCAGCUGUUGGAUCACGAGAAGCAAAAGGCGUCAUCGAAAGAGACGUUUACCUGCGAAAACGACGGCCUCCACCGGGACUCUGCCACAGUUGGCAGCAGCAGCAGCAGCGAUCCACCAGCUCCGAAAGCGACCUCGAUCGCCGCCACGACUUCGCCACUUGCCGAUCUCUUCACGAGCAGCGACGACGACAGGUACCACCAGAGGGAGAGCCAUGGAGACAAAUCCCGGAGGAAGAAGAAGCAGCUCGCCGAUUUCCGUGACUGGCUGGCCGAGAGGAAGGUGGACAGGAGCUCGACCUCUUCUGGUCACGUGAGAUUGAAAACGAGAUUGUCGAGAAGUGAUUAUUACGACGGUGUUGAUGAUUCAGACGACCGCUUGCUGGCGGCGGCGCCGCCGCCGGAGCACGAGGCUAAGGUUCAGGAUCCGGAUAAUGUGCCCAGGGAGAUUUUCGGAGUCAAGCUGAGGUGCAGAUUGUCGAGCGAUGAAUUCGACGAGACGGAGCGGUUGCUUGCUCCUCCGCCGCCGGAGUCGGAGAUUAAUGUAGUGAUGAAGGAUCUCCGUGAUGUUGACCGGAACUUUGACCGGCAGGACGCCGCCACGACCGCCACCACGCUAGUUCCGGGGGCGACGUCGAGGCAGCGGGAGGCGGCGGCGGUGGCGCAGGAGGUGGCCGACGAGGUGGAGAGAAGCGCGAAAAGUUUCGCGCAGAGGACUAGUGAAAGCUACUGUCUACAGCUUGGUUUGGCCAGGAGGCUGAGUUUGCAGGCUGAUAUUUCCGGCGAGCUCUUGCUAUUGAAAGAUGGCUCGCUUGAGAUUCCUGAUGUUGAAACUGUUUCUUACAGGCUCUGGGUAAGUGGCUGUUUGUCGUACAAUGACAAGAUAUCAGAUGGUUUCUACAAUAUCCUGGGGAUGAAUCCGUAUCUCUGGGUAAUGUGCACGGACGAGGAGGAAGGAAGAAAGCUGCCGUCUCUGAUGGCGCUCAGAGAAGUUGACCCUGGUAAUACUUCAAUGGAGGUGGUUCUCGUUGAUAAACGGAGCGACCCGCGUUUGAGAGAACUCGAGGAUAAAGCUCAAGAGCUGUAUUGUGCAUCGGAGAAUCCGUUGGUGUUGGUGGAGAAAUUGGGUAAACUUGUUGCUAUCUGCAUGGGGGGCAAUUUCCCGUUGGAGCAAGGUGAUAUGCAGCAGCGCUGGAAAUUGGUCAGUGGAAGAUUGAGGGAAUACCAGAAGUGCAUCGUUCUCCCUAUUGGCAACUUAUCCAUGGGACUCUGCAGGCAUCGGGCAAUACUUUUCAAGAAAUUGGCUGACUACAUCGGUUUACCAUGUCGUAUAGCUCGGGGCUGCAAGUACUGUGUAGCAGACCACAGAUCUUCAUGCCUUGUCAAAAUCGAGGAUGACAGACAGUUGUCAAGCCAGGAAACAUCCACGGUCCUGAUUCAACAAUCAAUGGAGGAUUCACUUCUCCAAUACCUUCGCCAUUUCAAAUUCCACAUCUUAAGAGAGUUUCAGCAACCUGCAAUGGUUGAUGUGCCAUCUCAACUUGUAGGCUCAAAGAAAUUGUGCAUGUUACCCGAAAAUCAUCCAUGUGCAGGCGAUAAUGAGGAAAGCCAGAAAACUAUUGGAACAGCAAGGGUUUCUGCUUUCAGUGGAGUAGAAAGAGCUUGUUUCGAAAUGGAAUCUUCAAUGAUGCGUUUAGAUUUGGAAACGAAUGCAGAAACAUUUGAUGCUGCUAAGCUUGUCCAAAAGAGCAUUGUAACCCAUACCAAGGUUAGCCUUUCCAUGGAAUCUGAUGUGAAGGAAGUCGAAAGUAAACCAGAUAACAGAAGUCGUUUAUCCUUCCCGACGACUGCCCCUAAUUUUUUGAACCUCGAGCCUUCACUAGCAAUGGACUGGCUUGAGAUUUCAUGGGAUGAUUUGCAUAUAAAGGAGCGUAUUGGGGCUGGCUCAUUUGGAACAGUGCAUCGUGCUGAUUGGCAUGGAUCGGAUGUUGCUGUCAAGGUUCUCACUGUUCAAGAUUUUCAAGAUGAUCAGUUAAGAGAGUUCUUAAGGGAGGUUUCAAUUAUGAAACGGGUCCGCCAUCCCAACGUAGUUCUGUUCAUGGGUGCUGUCACAAAGCGUCCUCAUCUUUCUAUUGUGACAGAGUACCUACCUAGGGGUAGUCUGUAUCGCUUGAUACACAGGCCAGCUGCAGGGGAGGUCCUGGAUCAAAGGAGACGGUUAAGAAUUGCAUUGGACUGUGGUUCGUGUCUACCUGACCUUUAUAGGCUAUACCAGUUUAAUGAAUUUGAAUCUGACAGUGUGUGUGACUUCGGGCUCUCUAGAUUCAAGGCCAACACUUUCAUACCAUCAAAAUCAGUAGCUGGGACACCGGAGUGGAUGGCUCCCGAAUUCCUUCGAGGAGAGCCUUCGAAUGAGAAAUCUGAUGUUUACAGUUUCGGAGUCAUCUUAUGGGAGCUCGUAACCAUGCAACAGCCUUGGAAUGGACUUGGUCCCGCCCAGGUUGUUGGUGCGGUCGCUUUCCAGAAUCGAAGGCUGGCAAUCCCACCUGGUACCUCCCCGGUGUUGACUGCCCUUAUAGAAGCUUGUUGGUCCGAUGAACCGGCUCGACGGCCUACGUUCAGAAGCAUAGUGGACUCGUUGAAGAAGUUGCUCAAGUCGCCUGAGAAGUUGAUACAUAUGGGAGUGCCGGCGGCGGAGUAGCCUCGCACCAAAUGCUUUCACUACACCUAAUUAUUUUUUAGCUUUUCCAGUCGGAAUAUCUUGGACAAACUCUGAACCAGAGCUAACUCUCCAGGUCUCAUCCAUCCUAAGACUAACUUAUUCAUUCCCAUCGAGAUCUCGACAACGACGAAAAAAUCUAGUCGGAGUGCUAUACGGAUCACAUGAUGUUCUAACCCGCAUCACCUAUGCUACUUAGUGAUGCUCAUUCAGGAAAAUGGAUAUAAAAAAAAAAAAGAGAAGAGAACUGACUUCGUUGGGGUUACCAACGUAUAGCAAAGUUUGGAGGCGGUAUAAUCACUGGUACUCGUGGGGAUUGCUUGAACAUGGCAGCCGGCGGGUGGUGCCGUUGCGCCGUUAAGGAGGUAACUUCUUACAAAGUUACAAUCUGGUGGAGUGAUUUAAGAAGGAAAGCUAGGUAUCUUGGGAUAUUUUGUUGUUGUUGUUGUUGUACUCUGAAUAUGAGCAAGUGUAAAUGUCAUGAAAUAUUGAUAAUGUCUCCGUCAUGACAUGUCUGAUGGGUGGAGGCUCCAUCUAUGAUGCAAUAAUUGUUUGUGGUUCCUAGUUAUUUUAGAGUGAAAUUGCAGACAGUUUCCUAGUUACUUUUUCUUCAGUUCUGUGCCCAAUAUCGUUUUCUUAUUCGUUCGACUUGUGUGCGACUGGGAGAAUUUGUUCUCCAAGGAGGGGUCGUUACAGUCGUUCUCUUUACAUCUUCAAC
Molecule: messenger RNA, 3514 nt
Organism: Linum tenue
Lineage: Eukaryota; Viridiplantae; Streptophyta; Magnoliopsida; Malpighiales; Linaceae
Source: the annotation of a GenBank genome assembly